AUGGCGAUGGACUACUCGAGCCUGCGGGCGGCCGCUUUGCGGGACGGCGAAGACGAAGAAGCCGUCACUGUCGACACCCGCGCUCUCAUUGACAAGGUCCUGGCCCGUUACUCAGGAGAGUGGACGACGCUGCGAGAGCUCAUUCAGAAUGCGGCCGAUGCGCAAGCCACGACUGUUUCGAUCAAGUGGGAGACGCACCCGUCAACAACUGUCCCUCUCCCCAGCGCUGCGGACCGAUCCGAGCUGUUGAAGCAUACGAUAGCCAACCACACGCUGCGGCGGCUGGUUGUCCAAAACAACGGCCAGCCGUUUACAAAGACAGACUGGGGCCGUCUGAAGAGAAUCGCAGAGGGAAACCCCGAUGAGACCAAGAUCGGAGCGUUCGGUGUCGGCUUCUACAGCGUCUUUGCCGACUGCGAGGAGCCCUUUGUUAGCUCGGGCAGCGAGGCCAUGGCCUUUUACUGGAAAGGAAACUCUCUCUUUACCAAAAAGUCACACCUACCCGAGGAUAAAUCGUCGCCAUACACCGCCUUCGUGCUAGAUUAUAGAAAUACGACGACUCCCAUGCCGAACCUGCUCUCCGUCAGCCAGUUUCUUGCUACAAGUCUUACCUUUGUUGCGCUGGAGAAGAUUGAGUUUUGGAUCGAUGACCAUCUGAUUCUUUCCCUCCACAAGAAGACGUCUCCCAAUGUUGACCUGAUGCUGCCUCGCGACCUGGAGGCCAGGACAAAAGACAACAUUAUGAAAGUGACGAGCGUAGGUCGUACAAGCACACAGAUUGACGCAUCCUUUAUGAACGUAGUUGGAUGGAAGCCCCAAGCAGCAGCAUCCGCUGCAAAAGCCUCGGAUUCAUACGGUUCCACCGAGGCUCCCUCUCUGAGAUCCUUCUUUGCGAAAUUCACCACGACAACCUCGAACAGCCCUCUCUUCAAGACAAAACAGCAGACAGAGGAGACUCAAGCUCAGACAAAAAUUAUGGAAGAUGUUACCGCGUUGAACAAAGCAACAAUAUUCCUCAGGGCUACCACUGCCAACAUCAAGACCCACGUCUCCGCUUCCUUUUCCGCCGAGCUUGAGCGUGCGACCAAGAAGCCUCCGCCAAAGACCACAAAGAUAUCCAUUCUCACUACAUCAUAUGACGAGGCUGAAGCUUCCAAGGGCUCGAACCCAGAUAACGACGCUUUUGCCAAGGCUACAGAUGUCUUUGCUUCUGUGCUGCCAAACAAGAAGCCGGGUGGUCGCAUCUUUAUUGGAUUCCCUACUAUGCAGACAACCGGCGCUGGAAUGCAUAUUUCUGCCCCGUCUGUCAUCCCAACUGUCGAGAGAGAGGCCAUUGACCUGAACGCUCGCUGGGUCAGAACGUGGAACGUUGAACUUCUCCGAGCCUCUGGCAUCAUAGCCAGAUUAGCCUUUGCCAAUGAGAUGAGCGAGCUCGAUCGCAAAGUAAGGCAAUCAUCUGAGGCUGGCAAGAAAAUAUCCGCCGAAAUAGUCAACCGAUUCAUGCCCGAGGCGCUGCACAUUCUAAAGACAUUUACCUUUGCCGACUCUACGCCAAGCAGCCAAGUCGGACAGACCAUCGAGGAGGCUUUCUGGACCUGUUUCAAGAAGGCCUCCAUCGAGGUGUAUUCAAGCCGAGGUGUCUUGCAGACAUCGCAAGUUCGUCUAGGAUCGACAGAGCUGAGUGCCUUUGUGGAUAGCAUCCCAGUUGUGCCCAAGGACAUGACAGAUGCGCCAUUCGUGAGGAAGCUGAUAGACUUUGGGCUCAUCUCACACAUCACCGUAACGGAUGUCAAGGAAGAGCUGGAAGCCAAGGCCCUCACGAAGAGCCAAGCCAUCAACUUUAUAAAAUGGGCGGGCAAGAAGAGUUUGACUGGCGAGAUUGACCCGGGAAGCAGGGCCGCGCUUAUGGACGUUGCCGUUGCCACUCUCGGCGAUGAAAACGACAAGGGCGAAAUCGUGGCCCUUGGCAGUAUAAGCAAUUAUCUUAGUCUUUCAAAGAUUCCUGCUAAUAUGCCUGUCCCUCCAACAACCGUUCCAUAUGCUCUCAUUGUCAACAUUAGUGCUUCUGAACUGGAAGCUCUUGGGUGGGAGCCUUUGGAGAUUGUGCCGUGGCUGCGAUUUCUCAUCGAAACCACAGCCUCUAGGGCGGAAGAGGAGAGUGUCACUAGAUCUCCUAAAUUUGCUGUCGCCGUCCUUACAGUGUUGUCCAAGAACUGGGAACACAUGACCAUGAUUAAUAAGGGCACGAUGCAGAAUCUCGUCCAGUCAACUCCGAUGAUGCCGACCAAGCUGGGCUUGAGAAAGCCUGCAGAGUCUUUCUUUGCCACUGUCAAGCUCUUCGAUGACUUACCGGUCAUCCAAGGUUGCGAAAAGAUUAAGGAAAAGUUUUUGACCGCUCUUGGCGUUCGAAAGACGGUUGACUUGGAGACCAUCUUUGCCCGUCUGGUCAAUGUUUCCGGUGAAGAUGGCCAAAAGAAAUGGAGUCAUAUGGAGCUCAUUAAAUACUUGGCCUCUGUGCAGAAUGAUAUCCCAUCAGGCGAUCUUCGAAAGUUGAGAGAAUCCAGAAUCUGUCCCGCUGAAGCAGGGCCUAAAGGUGCGGAGCCAACAAAGGCCACGACAAAACUGUACAAGGUCUCGGAACUGUUUGAGCCCAAGGAUUCCCUCCGAACUCUCCAGUUGCCCAUCAUUCAGUGGCCAGGACCUCCUGGUAGCUUUCGAGCGAACAGCCCUGAGGCUCGAUUUCUGGUUGUCCUCGGCUUGCGGACUUUCCCCUCAGUUCCCGAGCUGGUGGACAUGAUGUCGUCAGGCGAUCAGGCGCUGAGGACCUCGGCAAUGACUUACUUCAUUGCCAAUCACCACUCGAAUCGGUAUGCCGCCUUUGAUCUGAGCGACUGCCGCAAACCAAUCCUACCGCUUCAGGGAAGCACCAAGUUGGUAACACCGGGUGCGUGCUUUACCAACGAGAAAGCGGCGGUGCUCGGGUUUGACAUUUUGAAUCGUGACCUCCAUGAUCACGCCAACAAAUUCGGCGUUGCUAGAGAUCCGCCCAUGGCUGACUAUUUUGCCUCUCGCAUUGGUGAGCUUGGAGAAAGCAGCUUAGUCAAGCUUCGAAAUGCUUCAAUCGUUCCAGUGAAGCGUUCAAGCUCUUCCGCUUCAGAAAAGUCUGGCGCAAAGCUUGCUUAUAUCACUCCGUCACAGGCAUACAUAGGAACGUCUUCAACUUAUGGGGACAUCUUUGACUUUGUAGACUUUGGUCAAGAUGGGAACAUCUUUCUGUUCAAAUGUGGUGCAAAGAGCGAACCGACCAAGGUGGAGGUUGCCUAUAUGGCAUGCAAUGAGCCAGCAAGGCUUCUCAGCGUUCUCCAGAGUCCCGAGAAGUACUUGGAUCUGCUCAAAUCUUUAGCCGAGGCUACUUCGACUCUCCAGCGCGAUAAGGAACUUUGGCGCAAGAUGAAAAGCUCGCCGUGUCUCCUCGCCUAUAAGGAACUUGUGGCGCCUUCCAAAGGCAAUGCUAACAGCAAUGAUUUCGAUGAGGAUGAAGCUCCAAUCAGGCAGUACCAGCUUGCUUCUGCUAGUCAAAUCGUUGUGGUGGACGACAUUAUCAGCUAUCGUCUCUUCAAGGAGCAUUUGAUAUGCGCUCCUGAAGAAGACAUUCUCGAGACUUUCUAUGUAAGACUCGGUGCGUCAAGGCUAAGCAGCAUAGUCCAAGAGGAUGUGCGCAUCGGCCCCCACACAGCACGGCAGCAGCUGGCUGAAUCGCUCAAGAAGCACGUUCUCGAACGGUCCAAGAUCUUCCUUUACGAGUACGCCAACUACCGCCGGGAUGCCAUUAAGCACGACGCAAAGUGGCUCGAGAGGAACCUGACUGUGGAGGUGGUCCGUUCGGUAGCGCUUCGACGAAGCUUACAAGGCCAGAGACAGACACACACUGAGAAACGCUCUGCGGCCGCGACAUACAACAACAGAUCAUGGGUCCUGUAUGUGACGGAUGAUGGAAAGCCAGACAUGUACCAAGUUGGUCAAGCGAUAUGUCAAAUGCUGCUCGACAGGCCUAACCAGCAAGCGUACCUGUUCUUCGAACCGUUCCUCACCCUGGAUCUCCUCGGAUUGCGGUCGCGUGGAUACAAUGUCGACCGAAUUCUGCGAGCAAAGGCCGCAGAGGCGCGAAUUGCAGAGGAAGAAAGGCGCAAGGCGCUGGAAGAGGAGCAAAAGCAGAUUCGGGAGAGGGAGCAAAACUGGGCUCAAUCCCAGGCAGAGCAUUCCAAGUCUCAGCAGCUUCCACAGGCAGCGGAGGCUGCGCGGGAAGCUCCCAGAUCUCCGAAAUCUUCUAUGCCUGGAGCCUGGGAUUCGCCCGAGGAGAAUGCGCAGGAUAGAAAUGCGAAUAAUAGGAAGAGCAGGGGCUUGUUUUCGAACCUCAGCCGCCGAUUUGGCUUUGAUACGCAGGAUGACGAUAAGAAUGACUCUCGAGGACAGGUGGAGCAGUUUAUGGGCAACAACUCGAAUUUUACCACUCGAGGCCCUGAUCAGUCUGGUGGUAACGGACAAUCGCAAAACGAUGACGGCAAAGUGACCAACCCAGCUGUGGUCCAGCAGAAUCUCUUGAAUGCGGUCAAUGCGACGCGAGCACACGGAUCUGAUAGUGUUUACUCAGAGCCUCAGGUCUCCGAGGUCAAAGAACAGGCGACAUACUGCGACAAGAAGCCGGCCCAAAACAUUACAUUUGUGGCAGAGGCUUCAAAUGGUAUGAAAGUCUAUGUGGCCAAAGAAAUGACUGCCCAUGCAGCUGCCUUCUUGUCAACAAAUCUCGCUGCGAUUAACUCUUUUGCAUCGCUUCUGGUCGAAAUUGGAAACGUCUACUCGUUGGCGCCAAAGGUGCUUCACAUCUUUCAUGACGAAUCUGGUGGAACGAUAGCAUUCAACACUGGCGGAAGCAUCUUUUGCAACUUCCGGUUCUUUCUGCAACUGCAUGCUGCCCAGAUUGAUGUUCCAAAUGGAGCUGGUAGGGCUGAAGCGGGCACUUGGUGGUGGGUUGUGCUGGCUCACGAGCUUGCUCACAAUCUGGUUUCACUGCACAACUCUGAUCACAGCUAUUAUACUGAAUCGUUUAUUCAGCAAUACAUGGGCAAGAUGAUGGCGAAGACGACGCAGUGGACUCAGGGAGCUCCUGCGCCGUCUCAACCGUCUACUCGACCAAUGUCGCAAACAGCGGCAGUGCCUUUAGACCCUCCACCGGCCUAUCGACCGGAGCAUCUGCUGGUGCAAGUUAUAAGUCAAGGUCACAUGCCUAGCCACGUGACGCUCCAAUUCCCGAAGAACCGCCCAACCUCAUCACCAUCCCGGAUCCCAAACUCCAGAUACCCGCGCAUCUCAAUCUUCAAGCUCGACUCGGCCAAUUCCUUCCGCCCCGCGGCCCCUGCAAAAAACAAUAAAUCCCACCAUCCAAAAGACUCUUUUAACCUUCCCACCGAGAGUCAAUUCAUUCUCACAAUGGUCCACCGUAUUGCAUUCUGGAGCUGUUUCGGCCUCGCCGUGCGCUUCUGGCAGGUCGGCAUCGAAAUGCGGCCCUUCUUCAACAAGUCGUCGCUGUGGGCGUACCCCGUGUACGCGGCGGGCGGCGCGAGCUUCGGGUACUGGCUGCAGGGCGUGGACGACAAGCAGACCGCGAUGCUGAACGAGCGGAAGAGGGCGCUGUUGGAGAAGAGGGCGAGAAAGGCACAGCGGGAUGCGGAGAGACAGGAGGCUUAA
Trichoderma aggressivum f. europaeum is the source of this 5745-nucleotide messenger RNA. RefSeq lists its product as uncharacterized. The transcript is spliced from 6 exons. The coding region runs from base 1 to 5745 and encodes 1914 amino acids. The record is from RefSeq and is a predicted model, not a curated record. NCBI's taxonomy places the organism in Eukaryota, Fungi, Ascomycota, Sordariomycetes, Hypocreales, Hypocreaceae.